This is a messenger RNA of Lytechinus pictus (painted urchin), 3691 nucleotides long. Its product is annotated as dnaJ homolog subfamily C member 17-like. NCBI's taxonomy places the organism in Eukaryota, Metazoa, Echinodermata, Echinoidea, Temnopleuroida, Toxopneustidae. The record is from RefSeq and is a predicted model, not a curated record. Gene Ontology annotation, molecular function: RNA binding. Bases 42 to 989 code for a protein of 315 amino acids. Gene Ontology annotation, cellular component: spliceosomal complex. The transcript is spliced from 10 exons. Gene Ontology annotation, biological process: spliceosomal complex disassembly.
UUGUUCAACUACACCAUACCGGCUGUAUUAACGAAUUCACGAUGAACGUUUCCGAGCUUGAUUUGUACGAUAUCCUUGGGAUUCUACAAGAUGCUGAUCAAGAUGCGAUUAAGAAAGCGUACAGGAGAAAGGCACUGAAAUGCCAUCCAGAUAAAAACCCAGACAAUCCUCAAGCUGCUGCAGAGUGGGAGAAGCUUGCCAAAGCUUUAGAAGUACUAAGUGAUGAGGAUGCAAGGGCCACUUAUGAUAAGGUUCUCAAAGCAAAGAAGGCAGCAGAACUCAGGAACAAAGCACUUGAGGGAAAAAGAAGAAAAAUUAAAGAAGACCUUGAAUCAAGAGAAGCCUCAUACAAGAAAGAACAAGAAACUUCUACAACUGAUAUAAUUUCCUUGGAGGAAAAGAUCAAGCGAUUGAGGGAAGAAGGAUCACAGACAUUGAAGAAAGAACAAGAGCUUCUAAGAAAUGAACUCCAUUCUGCUCUUUCUCCAGAUGAAGAUACAUCCCCUAAAUUGAAGAUCAAAUGGAAAGCACAGAAAGGAGAUGUAUCGAAUGGAGGAUAUGAUUAUGCUUUCUUGAAACGCAUUUUUGGAAAGUAUGGACAGGUCAAGAAUUUGAUAUUGUCAAGCAAGCGGAAUGGUAGUGCUAUAAUUGAGUUCUCAUCUGCUGCUGCUGCUGAAAUGGCUGUCUCAAAUGAAUUUGGUCUACCUAACAACCCAUUGCAGCUAACCUGGCUGUCAGGAAAGCCAGAGAAAAAGCCUGAAGAAGUGGUGCAUAUGGAAUCUGCUGUGGAAAAACAGUUUGAGGAAGAUGUCUUGCAGCUUCUUCUCCAAGCAGAAGCCAACAAACAAAAACAACAGCAACCAACUUGCAAAGAACAAUCCAGUGAAAGCUCACAUCAAAACAGUGAAGAUUCAGAGGUUGAGAAAGACCAGUACUAUGAACAUUGUCCUCCAUCCUAUUUGAAUGAAAAAGAAGGGGAUGAUGGAUGAUGAAUUGUGAUGGACAUAAACAUCAAUAUUUCUAUCAGCAGGAAAGACUCUUAUAUUUAAUAGUAAUAAUCCGUUUUUUAUAUAGCGCUUAAUAUAUCGGAACGACGUGUCUAAGCGCUUUACAGAUAUAUUAUUACCCCGGUCAUCGGAUUCAAUCAGUCAUUCCCGCACACAAUGUGUGCACAUCCUCCACUCCCUGGGGAGUAUUCCAGUCAGUCGCCGGUGAGGCGCACACAGUACUGGACAAGCUACAAUGACUUUCACAUCCUACCGGGUACCCAUUUAGCACCUGAGUCGAGAGUGGCAAAGUGUGGAUUAACGCCUUGCCAAAGGACGCCAGACCGCGGUAGGAUUAGAACACACGACCCUCUGUUUACAAGGCGAGAGUCAGAACCACUACACCACGGCUCCUCCAUUUUACAUCACUUGCCUGUGAAGGGUGUGAAGGAUAUAUCGCUCUUUCUAUUCACUCAACUACUAUGCUGCACUGUGUACACAAAUACAACCAGGAAAACAUGGUAGUUUUUGCUGGUUGAAACAUGAAUACCCACAUGAGGCAUUUAGGUUUUCAAAAAUGCAAAAGUGUUUAGAGGCACAAAAUUGUAUGUUUCUGGACUUUGCCCAAAAUUGGUUAAGAAAGUUUUUUUUCCUGAAUAUGUCUAAACAUAUCUACUGGUAAGUUAUCUUUUCGCAUUGUUAAUAGGGGCUGCGGUAUUGUUAUAUGGUACCAUUGACAAAGAAAUUAGAUGGAACUCUGUGAAGUAGGAAUGGAUCCGACUGGACAAAAAAAAUAUAUGCUCCUUUUUUUCUUUUCACACAACCGAUUUAAUAAAACAUGCUUGAUCAUUCAAUCUUAAUGUAGAAACUUCAAAAUUUAAGAGGUUUAGUUAUUAAGCAGUCAUGGAUCUGCUUGAAGAUAAUGCUACAGCUUCAUGGCCACCUCAUCUAAUAUCAGUUGGUCUAGUUCCUUGAUCUAGACCAAUUCCUUUUAUCAACUUUGAUGUAUAAUAAUUUUUAUUUGAUGAUUGAUUCACUUCAUCUUGUUAUAUUUACCAUCUUGAACCUGUUUAUAUAAGUGGGAAUAAAAAAAUGUCAGACCAAGAAUGGAUAGUGCAUGGAAUGGAUAGAACCUAUCAAAUUCAGAUUGAAUGGUUGAUGGACCAAGGGGCAACCAGAUUUAAUGGUCAUUAGACAAUUUGUUGUUGACAAAAAGAUGGGAUCAUUUGGGGUGACACCAAGCAAGCAUAAUAAAAAUGGGAAUUGAUCAGACCCGGGGCAACACUAAUUCAAACAAAAAUAAUAAAAAAGAAUAAUAGUAAGAAAAGGGUGUAAGAUAGAAAAGGAGUAUCAAAUUGAGAGAUAUUAGUGAUGUAACUCUAAUGCCCCUAUUAUGCAAUUGAGAGGAGAAAAUAUGUCACUUUCAGGUCAUCUUACCCCCUUUUGCGAAUGCAUUGGUACUGCCCAUGUGGUGAAGUGGUAAUGUGGAAUGUCAUAAAGUUGCCUGUUUGUGUUUGAAUAAUUAUAACUUUAAAAGUAUAGAAAUUAGAAGAUGUCGGGCAAAGCACAAUGUUUUUUUUUUGCUAAUUUUUUUUUAAAAAGAGAAUCUAGUACAUUUCAUGCUUUAGGGGGCUGUUUAAUAAAGGUGUACAUGACUUUUAGACAUGACAUUUGAACAACCGGAACAUAAAGUGCCGAAAUAAAGUAUCUCACAAACUACCAACAAACAAUGACUGUAUCUCAGAUGAUUUCGUUCUUUAUUGGGAUAACAAUGUGAUUUUACCCUGAACAUAUUUUUCAACAGUUACAAUUUGACUAAACACCUGCAUGAUUUAACUUCAGCUACUAGGUUUACUUUACAACACACAUUCAACUUCAUGAACAGCUUAAUGAAAUGACGUCCAGGUGGCUGUUUUCAGAGAGUUCUACUUGAUCUAAUCAAUUAUGACUAUUCAAAGCAAACAACAGUAUUUUUCAAUCUGUUCUGUAGAGCCACAGUACGAAUACUCAUGCAUGAGUAAAGGAAUGUACUUGGAUAAUAAAAAUGAAAGAAAAUUAUCAAACAUACUAUUGUGAAUUUCCUGACACAAAGCAAAUAAUAAUAUGCAUGUAAAGUUUACUUGGUUUUGUGAGAUAUAUCAUUUUAUAAACCAUUUUUCUAGGGAGGGGAUAAUGUAUGGUAUCAGCCUUUUGAAUAAAUUCUUUUGAUAUCCAAUCACUUUCUGGAAGAGUCUUUUGGUAAAACUUGAUGUUUUCUUUUUUUUUUAACUGGCUCAGCACAGUUAUGAUUUCUGCCAAACUCAAGUUAAUAGUUAUUAUCUUGGAAAGUUUUCUUGAUUAGAUUAUGGACUUGUUGGAGUCAUACAAUGUCAAAGGUGUAUCCUCUUUCAAAACUACUUUGUUAUCAUGUCCGUUUAAUGUAUCAGACUUGCCCAACGACGACUGAAUUGCCAGUUUUUGGAUUAUGACAUACAAAUAAUGCACAGGUAAGGUUGUAUUGAUGGCAAUGCAUCCAAAUGCACGGUGCUGCAUCCAGAAUGCAUAGCUGGAGGGUUGUGGAAAAUUAAAGUGUAAACAUGUGACUUGCAUAUGCAUUUAGCAUUGGCUAGAUUCUUGAACUUUUUUAUAUAUCGGACAGGAAUUGUGAAUAACAUUCUGCAUACCACAUUGAGAUAAAUGUCUCAAUGCAGUGAUGAGAGAACGUA